AUGAGUAAAGAUCUAGCGUCUGCUCCUUUGGAAGAUGAUUCGGAUCCUACAUAUACACAUUUCGCUCAUCGGGGUGAAUUCCUCGGAUUGCUCGAACGAUUCUUGAAACUUGAUAUCAGCAGAGAACCAGAUACGAAAGAAGAGGAGGAAGAAGAGGGGUCGAUAACUUCACUUGGAGCGAUACUUGAUUAUUAUCUUCCUUUACCUGGAUUACUUGAUCCCUCUUUAGAUGAAAUCGUUCCUCCUCUCAUGGAUCAGCUAGGCCAGACCUUACAUAUGAUUAGUGAAGGUACCGAUACUAAGCGACCAAUUUCCGUCAAUUCAAAACGACUCGAAAGACUCGGUAGGCUGUUGAAUUGGAUAGUAAAAGUCAGAGGGUGGAAAGCGGUCGUCCCUCAUUUUCCAUCUUCGAUACCUUUCUUGCCUCUUCUAGUGACUCUUCUCUCUCCUUCCACUGCGCCUUCAACUUCCACCACACCUUCAACUCCUCAUCAUCCACUUAUCUCGUCCCCCGAAGCAUGGGAGCUACGUGCUGUAUUACUUUUAUGGCUUGCUCUACUUCUCACCGUUCCUUUUAACCUUACUGCACUUUCCAGUUCCACAACACCCGUCUCCUCGACCGCAUACGGCAUAGAUCUUCCUGCUUCCGCGAUACUCUUCAAGGCGCCAUUAGCAUCUUUAGGUCAACAAGUAGCUUCACUAUCGCUUCCUUUACUUUCAAGACCAGGUAAAGAAGGCGCAUAUUCAGCUUUGGUACUUGCUCGUCUGUAUUCUCGUGAAGAUACUGUCCAAGCCUUGCAAGGCUUUUUCGAUUGGGCUUCAUCAGAGAUACAAGAAGGUGAAAGGGAAGGUGAAGCAAAUUUCGUUGCGUCCAUAUUGGAAUUCUUGGCUUUAUUACCUUCUCUCCUUAAACCCAAACAUCUACCAUUAUUGGAGGAAUUCAUUGAUGAAAAGCUGUUACCUCAUUUAAGGGGAUCAAGAACUGCUGCUGGCUCAGGAUUAAUUAGGAAAUUGGCAAUAAAAGCUAAGGGCAGGUUGUGGUUGGCAAAACUUGGGAAAGGUUAUGCAGACGACCAAGAUGAGAUUGACUUGCCAGAAGGACUGGAAGAAUGGCUUGAUGAUCUUAUGGGAGGCUUAUCAGAUAAGGACACAAUCGUUCGAUACUCUUCUGCCAAAUAUCUAGCUCGACUGUCAUCCUUGCUUCCACCAUCAUUCUCUGCACAAAUAGUAGGAGCUGUGAUCGCAUUGUUCGAAGGCACAGAAGACGAACCCGUCACCAUGACUUCUUUCGGCACUAUGAUUGAUCCUGGUGGUUCAUCGUCGACUGGCGGGACUAUGGGCUUUGGAGGGGCUGAAUCUGUUAGAGGAGAAUCAAGGUGGCAUGGUGUCUGUCUAGCUCUGGCUGAAUUGGCCAGAAGAGGACUUGUGGGCGAGGACGAAGCCGGAGGAGCGGUGAAAUGGGUGAUCAAGGCUUUGACAUUUGAUCUUCGUCGAGCAUCACAUUCGAUAGGAGCGAAUGUCCGGGAUGCAGCAGCCUAUCUUCUAUGGUCCCUGUCUCGAGCUUGUCCGCCAGAUAUCCUGCGACCCUACGCAGAGGAUAUGGCGACCUGUUUGAUUUGUGUUGCGGUGUUCGAUAGAGAAGUUGGCGUAAGAAGAGCAGCAAGUGCAGCGUAUCAAGAAGGAGUGGGAAGACUCGGACUUUAUCCUGAAGGUAUUGACGUACUUGCGAAAACAGAUUUCUACUCUGUCAGUGUCAGAAGAAUGGCUUUCAACACAGCGGCUCCUGCGGUAGCAAUAUACAAAAUAUACCGAGACAAAAUGCGAAAUCAUCUGCAUCGUAUUACCCUGAGACACUGGGAUUCCGCCAUGCGGAUUCAAGCUUCUCAAGCACUGCAGAGUCUAUUGAGACUCGGCGGUGACGCCGAUUUGCAAGACUCGCUGGAAAGAGAGCUGAAUGAGCUACCUUCACUCGAUGCCGUGAACGUACAUGGAGCCCUGGUAGCUCUGACGCAGAUGUCUCAUCUCCUUUGUGAUAAGGAUGAAAGGCGACAAACAAUCUUCGAGACCCUUUCCAAUAUCCGACCAGCGUCGUUCGUUGUCUCACAAGCAUCCGACAUCCUUUCUGCGUUAUGCUCUUUGUUAGUGAUAAUACUAAACGAGCCCAUAAUAUCUACCUCGUCUACUCAAGCUGUCUUAGAUAAGUACCUGGAUUUAGCAAUGAAACGUCGCGAACCUGAAGUUCACGAAGGGGUCGCACGAGUGUAUGGGAGGUUGAGCGAACUUAGAUCUCCAGAAAAGGAUGUUACAAAAUUGGUGGCCGAUCUGAAAUCUUUCCGAAUAGCUCAAAGACAAGCUGCGUCUUUAGCCCUUGGCUAUAUUCAUUACCCCUCCUCACCUUCAACCUUGACUGAUAAAGCUGUUAAAGCUUUACUGGCGAUAUUGGAACAUCCAGAAAAAAUAGAUGUAGAAAGUAGGAGAGCUUCCACUCGAUCCUUAGGUAAUAUAGCUAUCCAAAGGAUCAAUGGUAAACUAGUUGUUUCUCCUUCUCAAUUCACCUCGAUUAUACACAGUCUGAUCACAGGGUUGGAAGAUUAUACCACUGACCAAAGGGGCGAUGUCGGUUCAUGGGUCAGAGUAGAAUCUCUGUCAUCGCUUGGAAGAGUAGUGUCGUCCCUCGAUCCACCGUCAGACCAUCUGAUGACAGCGGAUUUGCUUGACAAGGUUUUGGGAGGUAUGAUCAAGCAAGGUGUCGAGAAGCUUGAGUCGGUCAGAGGAGAAUCAGCGUUGGCUUUGUCUAGGAUAAGGGAGAAAGGUUGGUCUUGGGAUGGUAAAGAAAACAUGGCAGCUCCGAUAUCGCAAUUACAAGAGAAAGGAGAAGGAUUCCGUUACAUAGAUCAAAAAGAAUGGUUCAACUCCUCAAUGCCAAUACUACAAACAACGUUCAGGAAAUCCCUGAUGGCUGGAUUGAUCCACAGUAUAGGUAGUCAGGUAAUCACGCUUUCAAAUGCGGCAUCUCAACCUCUAUCAUCAUACUUGACCACACAUCCAUCGCUCGUUCGACCGGUGUUAGGAGUUCUACUGGAAUUACUGGAAAAGAAUUAUACGUCAAAUAGAAUUUUCAUACCGGCUUUACAGACUGUACAUAGACUAUACACGGACGGUGUUCUAAACCUGUUUGAAGACGCAAACUCAGUGUGUGCCGAUAUACUAACAAUUGGGUGUAAGGGUCUGGGCAGCAUCAAAUCGAUCGAGAGAAUAACAGUUUCAAUGAGAGUGGUGAUUGCAUGCCUAACCUCAUCAUCAGAUAUGAGAUUGAAAGCAGUGGGAUAUGUACCACUAUUUUUAGGUCAUAGAUUCCCUCGAAUACGGGCUAUCUCUUCAGAAGAGAUAUAUCUUGCCCUCUCGUCGCUUGAGGAGGAAAUACCUGAAGAACUAGAGGAAGUGCUCACUGAAACUGAAUGGACAGGAAGCGGAUAUGUAGAAGAGGUUGGGAAGGUAAUCAACUUGAUUAAAGCUAUUGUGUAA
Kwoniella shivajii is the source of this 3525-nucleotide messenger RNA. RefSeq lists its product as uncharacterized. The transcript has 17 exons. Gene Ontology annotation, molecular function: beta-tubulin binding; GTPase activator activity. The record is from RefSeq and is a predicted model, not a curated record. Gene Ontology annotation, biological process: microtubule cytoskeleton organization; tubulin complex assembly; post-chaperonin tubulin folding pathway. Lineage: Eukaryota; Fungi; Basidiomycota; Tremellomycetes; Tremellales; Cryptococcaceae. The coding region runs from base 1 to 3525 and encodes 1174 amino acids.